This is a messenger RNA of Caenorhabditis bovis, 834 nucleotides long. The record is from the annotation of a GenBank genome assembly. NCBI's taxonomy places the organism in Eukaryota, Metazoa, Nematoda, Chromadorea, Rhabditida, Rhabditidae.
AUGAAUCACACUGAUUCUCUUCGUCACGCAUUUGAUAUCAAAAAAGCGGUCGACGCUGAAUUAUCUAUUCAUGAUGGAUUCGAAUCGCACAUUUUUAAGAUUGGAUCUUACAAUCAGGAAGUCAGCCAUGUAUUCCGUCUUCCAUAUGACGGUGAUGCUAUGGCUCUUUUGAUUCUGAGCACUCCAAAUAUGUUCGAUGUUGCGUUUCGAAAAUGGAUUGUUGAAAAAACAAUGGAGUACGGAUCUUUUGAGGCACUCGCGGAAAAUUGUUCUUCUCCAAUUCAAGAAUUUCUGAAUGACCGUCUCCAACGAUGUUUAGAUAAAAUAUCUCCAAUUGAAAAUGAUAUCGUCGUCAUGCAUGAUUACUCGAUGACCCCCCAACGUCGUCCACUUAUUCUCAUGCAAACUUGUGGACAUGUCGCUGGAGCUGCCUUCUAUUAUCAACCUCGACGAUUUUCAAAAGGACAGCAGUGGCCGCCAACGACUGAAUUGGAUUCUGAUAGAAAGUUCAUAGGACUCAGUUUGCAUCCAAUAUACGGCGGACACUUUGCUUUCCGAACUGUCCUCAUAUUCCCAAACGUUCAUAUUCCAGAAUAUAAGGAGCCCGAAACCCUGAGAAUUUUGACAAAUAUUGAUGAGAUACGCGUUGCUCUGGAAAAAUUCAACUACAAUUACAAAGAUUCAGGAUUCAGAGAUUUUGGAACUCCGAAGUAUCGUUAUUCAGAGACGCAAGUUGAAUAUUUUGGCCGACCUGUUGCUGAUCGUUGGGAAGUACUUAGACCAUGGGUUGAAGGAGCUCGAGAAAUUGAAGAAAUUCAAAAAAAUAAUCGAUGA